This is a messenger RNA of Peromyscus eremicus (cactus mouse), 1237 nucleotides long. It is a transcript of the gene Psmb3, whose product is annotated as proteasome 20S subunit beta 3. The coding region runs from base 556 to 1173 and encodes 205 amino acids. The transcript is spliced from 7 exons. Gene Ontology annotation, biological process: proteasome-mediated ubiquitin-dependent protein catabolic process. The record is from RefSeq and is a predicted model, not a curated record. Lineage: Eukaryota; Metazoa; Chordata; Mammalia; Rodentia; Cricetidae. Gene Ontology annotation, cellular component: proteasome core complex; proteasome core complex, beta-subunit complex.
AGGAGUCGAGAGAGGACGCGCGCCUUUUCGCCGCCGGUGCGCCUCCCUGGCCGCCUCGGAGGAGCCGGCGAGCGCGAAGGCGGCCGGUGCCAGCCGACUCCGACAGUCACCCUCGGCUCCACCCAGCGCUUGCUCGCGGGUCCCCAGCGGCCCCGGCACCAGGCAGGGCAGGAAGGAGAGCUGGAAGAGACGGCGCCGAGGAAGCGAAUCGAUUCUGCGUUACCACGAGAACCGUGGGCCUCAUUAGGUCGCUCGAUUUCGCUUAUUCGUUACUUCUGAUUUAUAGGGGGUGGCCACUGUGACUUUCCCUCCAAAGAGCUCGAUUAUCCGGCCUGAAAUGCCUUUAAGCGCCAGCACGACCUCCGUUUUGGUUUCUCAACCAAACUAUGCAUAUUUGUGACUGACGGGUCGCUUAUCCAAUAGAAAGCUGCACUGGUCAGGAAGAGUCGGCCCAUCAGCCAAUGGGGGAGGCCCGGCGGGAGCGUUGGCCCAGAGACAGCCAGAGCCGGUUUGCAGGAAUUGCAGUGGCGAUCGGAGUCCUACUAGAGCGCAAUCAUGUCUAUUAUGUCCUAUAACGGAGGGGCCGUCAUGGCCAUGAAGGGCAAGAACUGUGUGGCCAUCGCUGCGGACAGGCGUUUCGGAAUCCAGGCCCAGAUGGUGACCACGGACUUCCAGAAGAUCUUUCCCAUGGGUGACAGGCUCUACAUAGGCCUGGCCGGGCUGGCUACCGACGUCCAGACAGUUGCCCAGCGCCUCAAGUUCCGGCUGAACCUGUAUGAGCUGAAGGAAGGUCGGCAGAUCAAGCCUUACACCCUCAUGAGCAUGGUGGCCAACCUCUUGUAUGAGAAACGGUUUGGUCCCUACUAUACAGAGCCUGUCAUCGCUGGGUUGGACCCGAAGACCUUCAAGCCCUUCAUUUGCUCUCUAGACCUCAUUGGCUGCCCCAUGGUGACUGACGACUUUGUAGUCAGUGGAACCUGCUCCGAACAAAUGUACGGCAUGUGCGAGUCUCUCUGGGAGCCCAACAUGGAUCCAGAACACCUGUUUGAGACCAUUUCCCAAGCCAUGCUGAAUGCCGUGGACCGGGACGCCGUGUCGGGCAUGGGCGUCAUUGUUCACAUCAUUGAAAAGGACAAGAUCACCACCAGGACACUGAAGGCCCGGAUGGACUGACCCCAUGCUCUGGUCCCAGCUUUCUUUUGUUGUUUUUCUUUUUAAUAAAAUUGCUUUUCUUUCA